This is a messenger RNA of Nerophis lumbriciformis (worm pipefish), 15703 nucleotides long. RefSeq names its product FAT atypical cadherin 3a (gene fat3a). Gene Ontology annotation, biological process: homophilic cell-cell adhesion. Gene Ontology annotation, cellular component: cell-cell junction; plasma membrane. The record is from RefSeq and is a predicted model, not a curated record. Gene Ontology annotation, molecular function: calcium ion binding. NCBI's taxonomy places the organism in Eukaryota, Metazoa, Chordata, Actinopteri, Syngnathiformes, Syngnathidae.
CGGAGGAGAAAGCGCAGCGGAGCAUCUUCUCCUCGCCCAGCAGACACUCGCUCUGUAUUCCGGUGAUUCCUUGCGUGAAGGGGAAAAAGCCCGUACAACUUUUCUUCCCCAGGAUAUUGUGCAGCGUGACCGGGAUGGACUGACGAUGGGAUGGAUUUGAAUAUGGGCCAGUGGGCAGGCAUGCGUGCCCCUCUGCUCGGCCUUGUCUUGCUGCUGCUGUUGUUUCUCUUCAACCCACCAGCCUGCUGUGGCCAGAACAUCCAAGGGACCACUCUAAAUUCACCUCAUUUUGACUUUACUCAGCCUGUGUACCAUGCCACUGUCUACGAGAACUCGGCUGCUCGCACCUAUGCCAGCAGUAAAAUUAAAAUGGGCAUUCACAUGGCCCUGCGCUCCUGGGAGAUUCGCUACAGAAUCACAUCAGGAGAUGAUGAGGGUUUUUUCAAAGCUGAGGAGUAUGUGCUGGGCGACUUCUGCUUUUUGCGCGUAAGAACUAAAGGUGGCAAUGCUGCCAUACUAAACAGAGAAAUCCAGGACAACUAUGUUUUGACAGUCAAAGCCUCCAUUAAGGGAGAUGGGGUCAUGGAGACAUGGACUAAAAUCAGCAUCCAAGUCUUGGACAUGAAUGACCUGCGGCCUCUUUUUUCCCCGACCACAUACUCAGUGACCAUAGCAGAAAGCACUCCUCUCAGAACUAGCAUAGCACAAGUCACUGCUACAGAUGCAGACACUGGCUCCAAUGGGGAAUUUUACUAUUUUUUCAAAGAAAAAAUUGAGCUGUUUGCAGUGCAUCCAACUAGUGGAGUCGUUUCCCUCAGUGGAAAGCUUAAUGUAGAGGAGCAUAACCGGUAUGACUUAGAGAUACUGGCAGUGGACCGAGGCAUGAAGCUUUAUGGAAAUAAUGGAGUCAGCAGCACGGCCAAACUCUUUGUCCACAUUGAACGCAUAAAUUUGCAUGCACCACUCAUAAAUGUGAUCGAACACCACCCCUCGGGGCUUGAUAGAAACUCGGUAUUUGCCAUUGUUACUGUUGAAGAUCCAGAUGAAGGUUUAAAUGGGUAUAUAGACUCAGUGGUCAUUGUUGGUGGAGAUCCCUCUCACCAGUUUUUCAUCGAAAGAUCUAAUGAAAGGGAGUUUGCUAUUAAGGCCUCUGAGACAGUAAACUGGGAGACUUACCCUUAUGGCUGUAACCUCACUUUGCAAGCCAAAGAUAGAGGAAACCCAGCAAAGUUUUCUGCUGUCAAGGUUGUCUACGUUGCAGUUAAACACCAACCGACAUUGGAUGUAAAGUUUGAGCAAGAGAUAUAUGAUGUUAGUCUGAGUGAAAUUUCACCACCAGGCACAAUUGUACAUGCUGUAAAAAUCAAACCAGAGCCAGAUGAUGCAGAAUAUAUCUUGACACCUUCUGCAGAUUCAAAAUUAUUUCAAAUAAAUUCAUUAACAGGUGUCAUAUCCACUCAUGGCUGGUUCACCCAGGUUACACAGAGUAUCUUUAACCUUGAGGUUUUGGAAAUAGAUAGUGAGUUGAAAGUGAAAGUGCAGGUGUCUAUUGUUGAUGCCAAUGACAACACACCAACGUUUUCUCAGUCUUCUUAUGAGGUUUUUGUCAAUGAGAGUGUACCAGUUGAGACAACUGUAUUAACUCUGUCUGCGAAGGAUAUAGAUGAAGGAGAAAACGGAUACAUAACCUAUAGUAUUUCCAGUCUUAUGCUGUUACCAUUCAAAAUCAAUCAGUUUUCUGGUAUUAUCAGCACCACAAAAAAGUUGGACUUUGAAUCAUCUUCCGAGACCUUUGUGUUUGUUGUCAGAGCAUCUGACUGGGGCUCACCUUAUAGACGAGAGAGUGAAGUGAAUGUAACUAUUCACCUGGAGAAUGUAAACGACAACAAGCCCUUGUUUGAGAAGGUAGCAUGUCGGGGUGCAAUCUCCACAGAUUUUCCAGUGGAUGAAGUGAUUACCACGAUGUCUGCUAUUGAUAUCGAUGAGUUAGAUCUAGUAAAAUACAAGAUUAUUUCAGGGAACGAAUGGGGAUACUUUGACCUUAACCCUGAUUCAGGGAUCCUUACAUUGCGACGCCCCCUGGCUACAGCCACUCCAAAGAACGGUGUCUUCAGUCUCAAAAUAACUGCUACAGAUGGCGAGAAUUUUUCUGAACCCAUGUUUGUAAAUAUUUCUCUUGUCAGCGGAAAAUCUUUCCCAAAAGAUUUUGAUUGCAAAGAAACAAGAGUAGCUCAAAAAUUGGCUGAAAAGUUACUGAAGAAGUCAAAAACAAGCACUAAGCCCAAAAUAGAGGAGGGAUUUAUUGACCUUUUUUCUGUCAACCGGCAAAUACCGCAAUUUGAGAGAUCUUUUCCCACUAAUAUCUAUGUCGCAGAAGAUCUAAAGCUCAGCUCGAGUGUUUUCCAGGUAAAUGCCUACGAUGGUGACACAGGUUUUAAUGGCCAGAUUAUUUACUCUAUUUCAGAUGGGAAUAUUGACAGCUGUUUUAAAAUAGACAUGGAGACGGGUCUUAUUGUUGUCUUCCUUCCCAUGGACAGAGAAAAAAAAGAUCGUUAUCUUCUCAAUAUAACUAUUUUUGAUCUUGGCUUGCCACAGAAGUCUGCUUGGCAUUUGCUUACUGUCUACAUCUUGGAUGCAAAUGAUAAUACACCACAGUUUUUGCAAGACGGUGGUUACAAAAUAUCCAUACCUGAAAACACUGCCAUAGGGACAGAUGUCAUUCAAGUGGAGGCCACUGACAAAGAUCUUGGACUUAAUGGAGAACUGACAUACUCUUUUUUGACCAGCACAACCCUAUUUGGUAUCAACUCUACUAAUGGCAUAGUAUAUGUUGCAGGCCAACUCGACAGGGAGUUUGCCUCUUCUUUCAAUUUAAAGAUUGAAGCUCGAGACAAGGCAGACAAAGGGAAAAAGAGAUUUUCUGUAACCUCAUUACAAGUCAUAUUGGAAGAUGUGAAUGACUGUCCCCCACUCUUUAUACCAAGUGUCUACAAAGCCAGGGCUCUAGAGGAUCUCCCAGUUGGAACUGUUGUGGCCUGGUUAGAAACCCAAGAUCCGGAUUUGGGUUUGGGUGGCCAAGUCCGCUAUUCUUUAGCCAAUGACUACAAUGGAUGGUUUGCGAUUGACAAAGCAAGUGGAGCUAUUCGUUUGACCAAGGAGUUGGAUUAUGAGACACAGCAGUUCUACAACCUUACAGUCAGGGCCAAAGACAAAGGAAAACCAGUAUCUCUUCUCUCUGUCACUUAUGUCGAAGUAGAGGUCCUUGAUGUGAAUGAAAACCUCUAUGCGCCAUACUUUUCCCAGUUUGCCUUGUCAGGAUUAAUUAAAGAGAACGCACGCAUUGGAUCUACCCUCCUACAAGUCAGCGCGAAUGAUGAAGAUGAUGGCAGGGAUGGAGCUAUUCAAUACUCCAUUCGGGAUGGGAGUGGGCUAGGACGAUUUGCCAUUGAUGAAGAAACAGGAGUGAUCUAUACGACCGACAUGCUCGAUCGUGAAACCAAAAACUGCUAUUGGCUGACAGUGUAUGCCAGUGACCACGGUGUGGUUCCCCAGUUUGCCACUAUUGAAGUGUUCAUCCAAGUAGAGGAUGUAAACGACAAUGCUCCCUUGACAUCUGAACCGCUGUAUCGACCAUCAAUACCAGAGAACUCUCCUCGUGAUGUUUCUGUGAUCCAGAUUCAAGCCCAGGAUCCUGACUCUCCACUACCCUCAUCUACUGAUAGGCUCAACUUCCGUGUCAUCAGUGGAAACCCACAAAAUUUCUUCACGAUCAACACUCGAACUGGUCUGAUCACAACAACCUCCAGGAAAUUGGACCGUGAACAACAAACGGAACACGUUUUAGAGGUAUUGAUCUCUGAUGGUGGUAUCAGUCCAAGACAGAGUACAGUGUGGGUAAUGGUCCAGGUCCUAGAUGAAAAUGACAACAAGCCAACGUUUCCAGAGAAGGUCUACCAGGUCAAACUACCAGAGAGAGGGAGGAGAAAAAAGGUUGAGCCUUUAUAUCGUGUCUUUGCCUAUGACCGUGAUGAUGGACCCAACAGCGACCUUUCCUAUAGCAUUGUGGAUGGUAAUGAGGAUGGCAAGUUUUUUAUUGACACAAAAACUGCAGUGGUGUCUUCCCGCAAGGCCUUCACUGCUGGGAGCUACGAUAUCUUGACGAUCAAGGCAACAGACAAUGGUCGUCCUCAGAAGUCCUCUACGGCUCGCCUCCAUUUUGAGUGGAUCCAUCGUCCUUCUCCGACAGCAAUGGCACCAUUGUUUGAUGAGCCUUUCUACAAUUUUACUGUUAUGGAAAAUGACCAAGUGGCAGAGAUUGUUGGUGUAGUCUCCAUGCAGCGGAACUCAGGCCCCUUAUGGUUUGACAUCACAGGUCCCAGGUCUUUCCUUGGGAUGUUUAUUAUUCUACAAAGCACUUGCAUCAGGAACUGUUCCUCAGAAGGUGGAAAUACAAACAAUGUGUUUGAUGUCGAGAAGGCUAUGGGGACCAUCAUCAUUGCCAAGCCUCUAGAUGCUGAACAACGCUCUUUCUACAACUUAACAGUGCAGGCUACAGAUGGCACCAAUAUUGCAUACACACAGGUUCACAUCACCGUUACUGACAACAAUGACAACGACCCCAUCUUCUCCCAGCCAUCAUAUGAGGUCAAAAUUUUUGAGGACACGCCUCCUGACACAGAAGUGCUUCAAAUCCUAGCCAUGGACCGAGAUGAGUACCAUCGACUGAGUUACUCCUUGCAGAGCUCCAUUGACCCAAACAGUAUGCGUCUGUUCCGGAUUCAUCCCACAAUGGGCACCAUCUACACAACCCAGAGUUUAGACCAUGAGGCUUGUUCACAGCACAUUCUUACUGUCAUGGUAAAAGACCAAGAGUUCCCUUACCGUAAGAACCUAGCUCGUGUGCUAGUGGAAGUGGAUGAUAUAAAUGAUCAUGUGCCAAUCUUCACCAGUGCUAUGUAUGAGGGUUCAGUUUAUGAGUCAGCAGCAGUUGGAUCAGCUGUUAUCCAAGUGACGGCCCUGGAUAAAGACAAGGGCAAGAAUGCAGAGCUGCUCUAUUCUAUUGAAUCAGGAAAACAUGAAAAUCAAUUUUAUAUUGAGCCAGUUUUGGGAAUAAUCACUGUUGCACGUGACCUGGACUUGUCAAGUAUAGGUCACUACAUACUCACAAUCCGAGCCACAGACAAUGGAUUGCCUACCUUGUCCACAACCACUGUAGUACGUAUUGCUGUCACCAUCUCAAAUAAUGCUGGCCCAAAGUUCCCUCAACCUGAGUACCAAGCGGAUAUUACAGAAAACGUGGCGGUCGGUACCUCUGUCACUACAAUAAAUGCAGUCAGUCAGUCCACUAUUACGUAUGAUAUCAAACAAGGCAAUGCAAAUCGAAUUUUCCAGAUAAACCAGUAUAGUGGGGUUAUUACAACUCAAAAGCUCCUGGACUAUGAAACAAAAGCAUCCUAUACAUUUACAGUGCAGGCUACCAACAUGGCUGGCUUGACCACCAACGCAACUCUUGUAAUCCGAGUUUUGGAUGAAAAUGAUAACCCGCCAGUGUUCAAAGAACUUCACUACCAUGGCAGCAUAAGCGAAGCAGCACCAGUCAACAGUAUCGUCUUAAACGCAGAAGAUUCUCCCCUUGUGAUCAAGGCUACUGAUGCUGACCAGAACCAGAAUGCUCUGCUCCUAUACCAAAUUGUUGAGGACAAAGCAAAAAUGUUCUUCACAGUGGACUCAGGGACUGGCUCCAUCAGAACUAUUGCAAAUCUAGACCAUGAGACAUUUUUCUCCUUUCACUUCCAUGUCCAAGUCUGGGAUAAUGGCAGGCCACAGCUGACUGCAGAAAGUCCGGCUGAGGUCACUGUAGAAGUGAUUGACACAAAUGAUUCACCACCUCGUUUCACACUGAGUGCGUAUGAAGCCGUAUUGCUUCUACCCACCUAUGUGGGAGUGGAAGCUCUGCGCGUGUCAGCCGUAGACCCAGACAAAGAUAUCCCUACAGCACUUUCCUACUCUUUAACUGAUGGAGCAAUCGAACACUUUUCCAUCAAACCAUACAAUGGUAUCAUAAUUGUCAAAAACAAUAACUUUUCCAAUGAACGCUUUCGCUUCAGUGUCAAAGUCUCAGAUGGGAAAUUUACCAACACAGCUCUAGUAACUAUUGUUGUCCGAGAAGCUCUGGAUUCUGGUCUCAGCUUCACUAGUAACCUUUACACUUCCGCGAUUAAAGAGAAUUUAUCAAAUAUCACAAAGGUGGCUGUUGUCAAUGCUGUUGGAAACCGUCUUAAUGAACCUUUGAAGUACAAGUUGUUAAACCCUGGUAAGCAUUUUAAAAUCCGUCCAACUUCUGGCUUGAUACAGACAACAGGUUUAGCCUUUGACCGUGAAGAGCAAGACUUUUAUGAACUGGUUGUUGAGGCAAGAAGGGAGCAUGACUUUCUGCAUGUAGCAAGAAUUAUGGUGAAAGUCCAGGUAGAAGACCUCAAUGACAAUGUUCCAAUAUUUGUCGGACUUCCUUAUUAUGCAGCUGUUCAGGUAGAAGCUGAGCCAGGAUCACACAUUUUCAAGGUUAUGGCAGUUGAUAGGGAUAAAGGAAUUAAUGGUGAAGUGUCUUACUAUCUUAAGGAUGACCAUGGCCACUUUGAAAUCAAUCAGCAAACGGGUAGUCUUAGACUCAAAAGGGCCUUUGAGUCUGAUGUCUCCAAUAAGGAAUAUAUGAUGGUCAUAUAUGCCAGAGAUGGUGGUUAUCCACCACUCUCCUCUACCGUAGAGUUUCCUAUUGUUGUUGUCAACAAAGCCAUGCCGGUCUUCGACAAAUCUUUUUAUUCUGUUUCUGUAAAUGAGGAUGUUGGUGUGCACACACCUAUUCUUGGUAUUAAUGCAAGUAGUCCCGAAGGGCAGCAUAUAUUUUACACAAUUGUUGAUGGAGAUCCAUCUCUUCUAUUCAACAUUGGGUUUGACACUGGAGUCAUAAGUGUUGUCCAUCCUUUAGAUUAUGAAAUAGCAUCGUCCUAUCAUCUGACCAUUAGAGCAACAGACUAUUUGACUGGGGCCUGUGCAGAGGUUGACGUGAAUGUGGCUAUUCAGGAUGUUAAUGACAAUAAACCCAUCUUCCAGAAAAUGUCAUACUCUGUGGUUUUAUCAGAAACCGCCAUGAUUGGGACUGCGGCUCUUCAGGUUAUUGCCACUGACAAAGACUCUGAAAAGAAUAGCAUUGUUCUUUAUCAGAUAUUCUCAGAUGCACACAACAAUACAGACUACUUUCACAUUGACAGCAGCAGUGGACUAAUUCUGACUGCCCGUAUGCUGGACUAUGAACUAGUACAGAAAUAUGACUUCAUUGUCAGAGCAACUGAUAAUGGCUUUCCACCAUUAAGUAGUGAGGUGUUUGUCAGAGUUGUGGUGAAUGACACAAAUGACAAUCCUCCAUUUUUCAGCCAGCUUCUUUAUGAGGCCCAUGUGAAUGAGUUAGCACCAAAGGGCCAGUUUGUUACCUGUGUCCAAGCCUCGGAUGCUGACAAUUUGGAUUUUGAAAAGCUGGAAUACAGCAUUUUGUCAGGAAAUGAAAGGAUGAACUUUGUAAUGGAUAAAAAGACAGGAAUUAUCACAUUCUCCAGCAACAAUAAGCAAAGGAUGGAGCCUGUUUACAGUCUUAAUGUUUCAGUGUCAGAUGGCGUCUUUACCAACACUGCCCAGGUUCAUGUCAAAGUGUUAGCAGCCAAUUUGUAUAGCCCAAUCUUUGGCCAGAAUGUCUACGAAGCGGAGCUGAGAGAGAAUGCUGUUGUUGGAACCAAAGUAAUACAGGUAAAGGCAGCAGAUGCAGACCCUCAUGUUUAUGGUCAAGUUGUGUAUUCCUUUGUCAGUGAUGUUGGCAAGAACCAAUUCAGCAUUGAUGGAAGUGGCAUGAUCACCACAGUGGAAAAGCUUGAUCGUGAGGAUUCUGCAAAUAAAGACAUUGUAUUAACAGUGCUUGCCCAAGACCCAGGUGGACGUGCAUCUUACUGUACAGUAAGAGUUACACUUUUGGACGAUAAUGACAAUACACCUCAUUUCGGUGCAACUGAAUACAGAGCUUCUGUCAAAUCGGACGUGGCAACAGGUUUUUUUGUGAUACAGAUUCAGGCCAAUGAUCCUGACGAUGGUACCAAUGCCAAAGUGACAUAUUCACUCUACAGUGAGGCACAGGUCCCUGUGGCAGACAUUUUGGAGAUUGACCCUGAAAAUGGCUGGAUGGUUACCAAAGGAAGCUUUAGUCACUUGAGGAACUCAGUGUUAUCUUUUUUUGUAAAAGCUGUAGAUGGUGGAAAUCCAGUUCGCCACUCACUAGUGUCUGUCUACAUUCAUGUUCUGUCUCCAGAUGGCAUUAUCCCCUCAUUUGGUCAACACAAGUACUUAUUCAGCAUAUCAGAGGACACACCAAUAGGCUACGCUAUAGGUAUGGUGCGUCUUAACAAUCCUCCUGGAUAUGACAUCUUUACAACUACCUUUUCCUUGAUUAAUGGAGAGAAUGGAGAAAACAACCAAGAUGUGGUAUUUGUGAUAGAUAAAGAUAAUGGUGUGAUCAAGCUGGAUAAGCCAUUGGACCAUGAAUUUAUUAAAGAAUACCACUUCAAAGUUCUUGCCACAGUACAACAGAAUAAGCUGGAUUCUGUAACUUCUGUUGAUGUUGAUGUCAAAGUACUCGACUUGAAUGACAACAAACCAUCCUUUGAGACCAACUCCUAUGAAGUUACUGUUUUUGAAGGAAUACCGAUUGGCACAAAGAUUAUUCAAGUCCAAGCACAUGACUUAGACUCAGGUGCUAAUGGACAAGUAACAUACAGUCUUGGGACAUUAAUUCAAUCAGAGCAUGAUUCAGAUGAACUGAUUCGAAUGUUCGGCGUUGACAGCAACACGGGCUGGAUUUCAUCCCAGAAGAACCUGGACCAUGAGUCCAAUCCCUCAUACACAUUUACAGUGAUUGCUUCAGAUCUAGGGGAGGCCAUAUCUCUUUCGAGUACCACCACCAUUACAGUGGCAGCAUCAGAUAUCAAUGACAAUCCACCCAUUUUCUUGGAGCAACGGUAUAUUGGUACAGUUAAGGAGAGUGACCCACCAGGAGAAGUGGUUACUGUGCUCAACACUAGAGACAAUGACAGUUCUGCGAUCAACCGACAAGUCAGUUACCACAUAACUGGUGGAAACUAUCGUGGUGUGUUUGCUCUGGGCCUGGUUCAGGGUGAAUGGAAAAUGUAUGUGAAAGGACCACUGGACAGGGAGGAAUGCAACCAUUACAUUAUUAAUGUCACUUCUAGUGAUGGACUAUUUUUUUCCCAAGCAACCGUGGAGGUUACAGUGCUAGACGCCAAUGACAACAACCCUGUUUGUGAUCAGGCACGUUACACUGCAUUCAUCCCAGAGAAUCUCCCAGUAGAUAGUGUCCUGCUUAAAGUUGGUGCCACUGAUGCAGAUGUGGGCAUCAAUGCCUGGAUCCAAUACUCCUUACAUGGUCGUGGAUCUCAUGACUUCAGUAUUAACCCAGACACAGGUGAGGUCAAGUCAUCUGUAACUCUGGACCGCGAGGUUACAUCCAACUACUGGCUGGUUGCCCAGGCUACCGAUGGUGGUGGACGUUGGUGCCGUGCUGAGGUGCAGGUGGAAGUGACGGAUGUGAAUGACAACCCACCCAUCUUUACCCUUCAACAAUAUACAGCAAGUGUUUAUGAAGACACUGCCACUAAAGCCCCUCUCACUCGUAUUCAAGCCAUAGACCCUGAUGAAGCUGGUCCAGGACGUGCUGUUGUGUACUCCUUAGCAGACUCUGCCGAAGGGUCCUUCUCCAUUGAUAAAACAUCAGGCAUCAUCAUCCUUGAACGUAUCCUCGACCGUGAGAUUCAGCCAUCUUAUCAGAUAACAGUCCGUGCAUCUGAUCAGGGGUUACCUAUGCCCCUCUCAUCAGUGGUCAAUGUUACAAUCACUGUGCUGGACAUAAAUGACAACCCACCAGUGUUUGAGCGUCGGGAUUGGCUGGUGACUAUCCCAGAGGAUGUGGGAAUGGGCACCAAGAUUCUCACUGUGUACGCAGCUAGCAAGGACAUUGGGACCAAUGCAGAGAUAAAUUACAGCAUUCGGUCUGGAAAUGAGCAUGGAAAGUUCAUUAUCCACCCUCAUACUGGUGCCAUUACUGUUGCUGAGUUUCUUGACUAUGAAACAUGCAAGGACUACUUCCUAACAGUAGAGGCUCGAGAUGGUGGUACACCUCCACUGAGUGCCAUUACGACAGUUAACAUAAACCUAACAGAUGUUAAUGAUAACAGUCCCAUGUUCAGCCGUGAUCUUUACACAGCUGUUGUAUCAGAGGAGGCCUCCAUUGGAGAGUCGAUUGUACAGCUUUCAGCAGAGGAUACAGACAGCCAGUUGAAUGGGGAAAUCCUCUAUUCUAUUGUUAGUGGGGACCGAGACAACCAGUUUUUCAUUGACCCACUCAGCGGGAUCAUCAGCGUCAACAAGCAUCUGGACCGUGAGACAGUCCCAAGCUACUCAUUGGCCAUCAGAGCUCUGGAUAGUGGAACCCCACCCAUGUCGUCCAUUGUUACGGUCAACAUAGACAUCUCUGACAUCAAUGACAACCCCCCGACCUUCUUACCUGCCAACCUUACAACUGUCAUUCAGGAAAACAAGCCAAUCGGUACCAGCAUCAUCCAGCUGUCUGUCAUCGACCUGGACUCCUCGCGCAAUGGCCCGCCAUUUGAUUUCCGAAUCUUGUCUGGAAAUGAAGGAGGAGAGUUUGUGUUGGAGCAAGAUGGAACACUUGUGGCCAGUCAGGUGUUCAGGAGGGACUUGGAAAACAAAUAUGUUAUCCACAUACAGGUGACAGACUCUGGCAGGCCUCACCUGUCCUCCUCCUCAAUGCUGACAGUAAGGGUAAUUGAAGAAAGCGUACAUAGGCCUGUGGCUCUUCCGCUAGAGGUCCAUAUUGUCACCAUGGAGGAUGAGUUUCCCGGCGGUGUCAUCGGCAAGUUGCAUGCCACAGAUGCUGACCCCUAUGAUGCAUUGACCUUUGGUCAUGCCCCGCCAGUCCAUCGCAGUCUCUUCAAAAUCAGCCCUCGUGAUGGAAAGAUCAUUGCCCUGGGAGGUUUGGACGCUGGUAGAUACUCCCUUAACGCCAGUGUUAGUGAUGGGCGGUUUGCUGUUCCAGUGCCUGUCAGUGUGCACGUCGAGCAGGCCACACCUGAGAUGUUGGGUGAAGCUGUGACAGUUCGCUUUGAGAGUGUAACGGCCCAGGACUUUGUAGCUUCACACCUGAAGACAGUCCUGAAGGUGCUGCAGCAGGCAACUGCGUCGCAACAUCGGGAUACUCUUCACCUGCUCAGUCUGCAACCUGUUGGGGGGACGCAGCAGCUGGAUUUGCUUGUUGCUGUGCAAACAGCUGGGGGUGGGUACUAUAAAGCAGCUUACCUUACUCAGAAACUUAGUGCUUCUCGGCGGCAACUAGAGGAAGUUCUUAAAGUGUCAGCCAUCCUGGAUAAGAACUGUUCAGGGCUGGACUGCCGUGGAGCACAGUGUGAACAAAGCAUCAUCUUGGAUUCCCACAACCUGGCAACAUACAGCACACCACGGAUCAGCUUUGUCUCACCACGCUUUCAACGAACUUCGCGCUGCACAUGCACUGAAGUCAACUGUGCUGUUCUGUCAGAACAAUGUGAGGACCAGCCGUGUCCAGCAGACAUGCAAUGUGUUUCAGUGGAUGUCACCAGAGGGCGCUAUGCAUGUCAGUGCCCACAUGGAAAACUUGGAGAGUGUGCAGGUCACUCGUCAUUGAGUUUCUCAGGUAACAGCUACAUUAAGUACCAGCUGUCGGAGCGACUUCAAACUGAACUGAAGCUCAGCCUGAGGAUCAGAACACUGCAGACUCGAGGAAUUAUCAUGUACACUCAUAGUGAGCCUUGCACCAUGCUCAAGUUGGACGAGGGAAAGCUGUGGUUUCAGCUCACAUGUGUACCUGGCGACAGAGGUGGUGACAGUAACCACAUGUUGGGGAUCUCUGGUCGUCGGAUCAACGAUGGCAGCUGGCACACAGUGACACUGGAGGUCAACCGCAACUUUAGCAGUCUCUCAUUGGAUGACAGCUAUGUGGAGGGGCGCAGUGGACCAGCCUACAUGCAACCUCUUGCUGCAGACAGAACCAUCUACUUUGGAGCACUGGUGCAGCAUCCCACCUCACGCAGCCUCAUUGACUCCCAAAAGGACACAAAGGCAAUGGAGGGUUUCCAGGGCUGCCUGGACUCAGUCAUGCUGAACAACAAUGAGCUUCCACUGCAGAACAAGCGGUCACAUUUUGCUGAAGUGGUGGGACUGACCGAGCUGAAGCUGGGGUGCAUCCUCUUCCCUGAUGCCUGCCUGCAGCAGCCAUGUCGAAAUGGAGGAAGCUGUAUCAGUUUGUCCUCUGGUGGAUUCUCAUGCAUCUGUAACCGCCUGUACACUGGAGGGCGCUGUGAGUUGGAGAUAACCGCAUGUGUUCCCAAUCCAUGUAAGAACGGUGGCGUGUGUAGGGCCAUUGGCAACGCUUUCCUCUGCAGCUGCAGAAGAGGCUUUAAGGGUCUAACUUGUGAAAAAGAUGUUAAUGAAUGUGACCACAGCAAUCCUGAGGGCGAGUGUGAGAACGGCGGUACCUGUGUCAACACUCACGGUUCCUUCUACUGUAACUGCACAGCAGGUUUUGUGGGCCAGCGUUGUAGCUUGCGGCCUGUUGUCGUCCCUGACAUGCAAGCAGGGCAUGCAGUGGUUGGAAAGGAGGAAGUGAUUGGCAUUGCUGUGGUGCUAUUCGUCAUGACUACCCUGAUCAUCCUCUUCAUUGCAUUCCGCAAAAAGGUCUUCCAAAAGAGCUACUCACGAAACAACCUGUCUCUGGUGCAGGACCCCGCCACAGCAGCCCUGCUCAACAAAGCUAACGGUCUACAGUUUAAGACCUUGCAUUCUACAGCAGGAGACCCUAUCAACCUUUACUCAGAGACCGGGCUGGGGCCCACUGUGUUGGGAACAGGUGGGAUGAUGGGACCUCCGCAGGUCCCCGUGAGGCCUAUGGGGUACACACCUUGUUUCCAGGGUGAGCCACAGUCCACACUGGAGAAGAUGGUGGACGGACGCACUGUGGAGCAUACAGAAAUGAGCACCUUUCACCCAGAGUCACAGAGAAUCCUGUCAGGGACCACCAGGAAGGGGGUUGUGGUGUGCAGUGUGGCCCCAAACCUUCCCUCAGUUUCCCCUUGUCGAUUAGACUGUGACUCCAUACAAAAAAGCCCAUGGGACAGUGAUGAGGGUAAGAUGGUGGAUAUGACAGAGGAAGUAACAUGUCUCUCAGGGAGCAACAGGGGCAGUAACUCAGAGGUCCAGUCACUAAACUCCUUCCAGUCUGACUCUUGUGAUGAUAAUGCCUCCAUCGUGACCGUCAUUCGCCUGGUCAAUGACGCAGUCGACACAAUCGAAAGUGAAGUGUCAGUCAUGGACCCAAGUCAAAACUACAAUAGAGCAUACCACUGGGACACAUCAGACUGGAUGCCCAACACCAGGUUGUCAGACGUUGAACAGGUCCCUGGCCACAAAUCCCGUACUUGUGGUAAUGUUGCAGCACAGCUUGCAGGAAGUGCCCGUGAAUUAGAGUCCGACUACUAUCUGGGGGGCUACGAUGUUGACAGUGACUACCCACCUCCCCAUGAAGAAGAAUUUUUCAACCAAGACCAACUUCCCCCUCCUUUACCUGUUGUUGAAGACUAUGCAGAGCCCCACACAUUGCUAACUGCCAAUCUUCCAGUUUCAAAAGAGAACACCUUAAGUUCUGUCAGCAGUGGACAUCACUUCCACCCCAGUCAAUAUCUCCCUCCCCAUCAACUUCCUGUGGCGGAGGCAGCGCAUGGUGACUUCAGUACUUCGGCAUGUGGGGUGAGCUCAAGAAAUGUUGACAUGGAUGACUCUGCGUCUCUACAUAUAUGCCUGUCAAUCAGAGCAUCGUUAGCAUCGGACGUGUCAGGCCCCAGUGGAUUGGAGGAUUCUGAACAUAGCAACAGUAUGGACGAGCUGCAUCAAGGUGUCACCAUCAUCACGGACUUGCAGCAACAAACUGAGGUGUGAUUGUCAAGCAAGCACUCGCUGGAAAAUGCACACCAUUUAUUAUUGCCACAGUUGCAUCAAAAGAAAAACAUCAACUAUAAAAACAAUGAUGCAUUUUUUUUAAAUAUUGGUAUUCAUGCAUUUUCCCAUGCAGAAUACACAAUGUGUUCAACAUUUCUUGAUGUGCAGGAAAAUAAGAAGUACCCUUUCUCUUUCGAUAGGAAGUCCUUUUUAAUGUCAGAAAACUUGGCUAGAGAAUGUGAAUAAGAAAGUUUAAUCUGCAAGUGAAUCAUGUGAUGGAGAAUUGUAAGAAAAACCGAAAGGACUUUCAUGUAAGUGAAGAGGUUGAUUGUCACAGAUGCCAAAGGAGUACUUCUUUCUAGAAACGCAACAUUUUCCUUAACAAAAUUUCCAUUAAAUGCUUUUCCUCAUCGUACAAUUUGAAGUGCUUGUACAGAUUUAGUUUAAUGAGCAUAUGUUGUAAUUUAUGGCCACGUUUAUAAAAGUAUUUGAUUUCAUGUGGAAUGUAAUCCCUUGAACCUUGACAAGUAUUGUAUGAAAGCUAAGGGCUGCUGUUGUUGAUCUUAUACUGUAUUGUCUGUAUUUGUCUCUCAUCCCUAGAAAAAAAUGUCUAAUAUUUUAUGAGUAAAUUAGUAGUUAGUCAUUUUAGCCGGAUCAAGUUAUCUUGGAUAUGUUAAAUAGCUUGUUCUGGAAGUGAUUGCUUUUUCAUACAUGAACCUUUUGACCCAGAUAUAAGAUGGUACUUUUCUUCCCUAGAAUAAAAUGAUAGAGAACGAGAGAGGCAAACACAUUUUCUCUUACAUACUAAUACUGAAUAAUUUAUUUGCUGUAAUUUUAACACUGGUCCAUGUUUCAAGAGGUCUCAGUCAGCUUGUUUGAUGUGCACUUGAAUUGAGUAGAUUGCAUUCAUUCUUGACCAAAUACUGUAAGGCUAUGUCCACACGAACACUGCUACUGUAAAAACACACAUUUUUCAAUGCACUUUGGCCUAAGCAGAAUCGUCAAACAACUAAGAAAUAUAAGUUUGGUCUUAAAAAAGUGUUUUCCAAAAACUGGUCUGUGACCCUGGCCCAGGUAAAAAGUAAUUCUAUAGUUGAGUCAAUACAGUAUAUACUUAUAGUAUGGGUAUUAUUUAUACUGUAUAUAUUAUUUCUCAUAGGGAUGUGUGGCAACUAUAUACCCCAACACUAAAAUUGACAGCGUACUAAUUCUAAAUAGUGUUUUUGUAAAACUUCAGAUUGACGUGGGGAAUAUAAAAUACAAUGUUAAUGUUUGUAUACAUAGAGUUGCCAACUGAGUGAUCAUUAGAAGGAAUGUGCACAAAAAGUUUGGGCUGGUGGCUAUGGAAACAGUUUUAUAAUAUAUUUUGGAUGUGGUCUUGGUAUACUCGGUUUUUUAAUUAUGUAAUAAUUUUCAGAAAUAUGGAAAGUGUCUACAUUUCACAGCUGCCGUAAUUUAGUUUUACAAAAUGUUUUCAUUCAUGGUGCAUUAGUGAUGUGUUUUGUCAUUAUGUAAAUUAAACUUUGUACCAUGCUCAUAAAUUGUACCUCUUUGUGACAUAUGGUAUGUUGAUGUAAUUAUUCCUGAAUUAAAAACACACUCA